This is a messenger RNA of Aspergillus homomorphus CBS 101889, 1300 nucleotides long. RefSeq names its product putative GPI anchored glycoprotein. NCBI's taxonomy places the organism in Eukaryota, Fungi, Ascomycota, Eurotiomycetes, Eurotiales, Aspergillaceae. The record is from RefSeq and is a predicted model, not a curated record. The coding region runs from base 500 to 1198 and encodes 232 amino acids. The transcript is spliced from 3 exons.
UGGACGUCCCCAUGCGGCUAAAAUUGAGAAAUUUCUCGCAUCGGAAGUUCGGAUCACUUUGGGCCAACUCUAAUCGCCUUUUGGCAGUUAUGGCUCAACGCCAAAAAAGGCGAUCGGCCAGGGUCCGACCAGUGAGCUGAACCUCCUUCGAGCCUUGCGCCCCCAAAUGAGAGGGUCUCUCGUCUACUGCCGCAUCGCAUGGCUUCCCCAACAAGCCCACCACAUCCUUCGACGUGGCUCAGCCUUUGUCGCACCAGCGAGAGGGAACCAGUUGGGAGGACUCUAUAAGAAACGGCCCUCGCGCACCUUUUCGCCCCCAAGAUUUUCCUCCCAUCCUCUGCAUUCCAGCUGCACAUUGCGUCCAUCUCCGUUCUCCUGAAGCCUGCACCUAGAGCGCCUCGCUAUACUUCUACUUGCCUAUAAAAAGCUAUCUUCUCCCUUUCUUCCUCUCUCCAUACCACUACAUCUGGAUCUCUCACAUUUAAUCCACACAGCCAUCAUGCGUUUCCAAAUUGCUUCCUCGCUCGCUCUGUUGGCCUCCGUCACGGCUGUUGUUGCCGAUGAAAUCAUCAACGUCUACUUGCCCGACACUAACGAUGUUGGUCUUGCAGGCAAAGUGAUUGGAACUACUGGUGGUAGUCUCACUACUGUUGUUCUGGGCUGUGCUUCGACGUCAUCAUCUGCCAGCGCUGCUACUGUCACCUCUUCUUCCGAUGAUGACAGCAGCUGCGACAUUGAGGAUGAUACCUACACUCUCACGGUGGGCAGCUCCACCUACGGCAUGGGCUUGGCUUACCGCGGAACUACAUACUCCCAAGGCUGCACCCGCACCGGCACUACCUACUUGAGCUGCCAUACCAGCGCGAGUGAUUCGGAAGGCCCCAGCACUUCAACCGCCAUCUACACCACCUCACUCAGUGCUCUUCCCAUCACAAUCACUGGCUCCGUCUCUGCCUCCGCUACUGGCUCUUCGUCCGCCGCCGCCUCUGCCACUGGCUCCGGCUCCGGGGCGAGCAAGUCGACCGAUUCUUCUUCCGCCAAGUCUACUUCUGGCUCUAGUGCUUCCGGCUCGAGUGCUUCCGGCUCCAGCACCGCUGCUGCUAGUGCCAGUCACACCGGCAAUGGUGCCAUGCCCUUGGCCACUGGUAGCUGGGUUGCUGGAGGUGCCGCCAUGAUGCUCGCUCUGGCCAUGGCUUAGACCAAGUUCCAUUCGACGCCCGGUUGAAACCUUUCCCGCCGAUCUGUCAAUCUUACACCUGCGGAUAUAUAUAUAGAGGCUUCCUUGUGUUCGGAAGGGGUC